AUGACCGAUGUAUCCGGAUGCUUCAGCUGCCCAGCCCAUCUAUAUAAGACGCAUAGAUUUGCCGCAGUUGUGGAACACCUGAGUUAUUUCGUUUGCAGUCAACAGACAACCGCAAAACAGUCACACAUAGUUAUCAUGCCAGCCCCAUACAAGCCAGGUUCCGAGAAGAAGGGUGCUACUUUGUUCAAGACUAGAUGUCUACAGUGCCACACCACCGAGAAGGGCGGUCCACACAAGGUUGGUCCUAACUUACACGGUGUCUUCAGCAGACAGUCCGGUCAGGUCUCCGGUUACUCUUACACCGACGCGAUGAUCAACCGCAACGUUACGUGGGACGCCCAGUCGAUGUCCGACUACUUGGAGAACCCAAAGAAGUACAUUCCAGGUACCAAGAUGGCCUUUGGUGGGUUGAAAAAGGAGAAGGACAGAAACGACUUGAUCACCUACAUGUUGAAGGCUUGUAAAUAA
This is a messenger RNA of Eremothecium gossypii ATCC 10895, 468 nucleotides long. It is a transcript of the gene CYC7, whose product is annotated as cytochrome c isoform 2. Gene Ontology annotation, biological process: mitochondrial electron transport, ubiquinol to cytochrome c; mitochondrial electron transport, cytochrome c to oxygen. Gene Ontology annotation, molecular function: electron transfer activity; heme binding. The coding region runs from base 1 to 468 and encodes 155 amino acids. NCBI's taxonomy places the organism in Eukaryota, Fungi, Ascomycota, Saccharomycetes, Saccharomycetales, Saccharomycetaceae. Gene Ontology annotation, cellular component: mitochondrial intermembrane space. The record is from RefSeq and is marked provisional. The transcript has a single exon.